This is a messenger RNA of Egretta garzetta (little egret), 2164 nucleotides long. Its product is annotated as histone-lysine N-methyltransferase 2D. Gene Ontology annotation, biological process: positive regulation of transcription by RNA polymerase II. The record is from RefSeq and is a predicted model, not a curated record. Lineage: Eukaryota; Metazoa; Chordata; Aves; Pelecaniformes; Ardeidae. The annotation marks the transcript as partial. Gene Ontology annotation, cellular component: nucleus; MLL3/4 complex. The transcript is spliced from 12 exons. Gene Ontology annotation, molecular function: histone binding; histone H3K4 methyltransferase activity; transcription coactivator activity.
GCAGACACGCCGGCCGUGGAGGUGAAGAGCCUGGACCUGCUGGCAGCUCUGCCCACCCCUCCCCACAACCAGACCGAGGACGUUAGGAUGGAGAGUGACGACGAGAGUGACUCGCCCGACAGCAUCGUCCCUGCUUCGUCCCCCGAGAGCGUGCUGGGCGAGGAGCUGCUCCGCUUCCCCCUGCUCAGCGAGGCCAAGCCAGAGCUGGAGGAGCGUGUGCUGUCCCCCAUCAUCCCCAUCAUCCCCCGGGCCAGUAUCCCAGUGUUCCCCGACACGAAGCCCUACGAGGCCGCGGAGCCCUUCGGGGCAACCCCUGGGAAGGUGGGGGCGGUGGGCCCAGGCGCCCCGUGGGAGAAGGGCAAAAGCAGCGAGGUCUCUGUCAUGCUGACGGUGUCUGCAGCGGCCGCCAAGAACCUCAACGGGGUGAUGGUGGCCAUGGCUGAGCUGCUGAGCGUGAAGAUCCCCAGCUCCUACGAGGUGCUGUUCCCGGAUGGCCCCAUGCGAGCGGCCGUGGUUGAGGCCAAGAAGGUGGAGACAGACAUGGCUGGCUUCUGCCACGAGGAGGGUGAUGGGGCCACGGACGGGCCGGCCCGCCUGCUCAACCUUGACCUUGACCUCUGGGUCCACCUGAACUGCGCCCUGUGGUCCACGGUGGUCUACGAGACGCAGGGAGGGGCCCUGAUCAACGUGGAGGUGGCCCUGCACCGCGGGCUGCUCUCCCAGUGCUCCCUGUGCCAGAAAACCGGCGCCACCAACAGCUGCAACCGCAUCCGCUGCCCCAGCGUCUACCACUUCGCCUGCGCCAUCCGCGCCAAGUGCAUGUUCUUCAAGGACAAGACCAUGCUGUGCCCCUUGCACAAGCUGAAGGGCCCCUGCGAGCAGGAGCUGAGCAGCUUCACCGUCUUCCGACGUGUCUACAUCGAACGGGACGAGGUGAAGCAGAUCGCCAGCAUCAUCCAGCGCGGCGAGCGGCUCCACAUGUUCCGCGUGGGCGGGCUGGUCUUCCACGCCAUCGGGCAGCUCCUGCCACACCAGAUGGCCGACUUCCACAGCGUCACGGCCCUCUACCCCGUGGGCUACGAGGCCACGCGCAUCUACUGGAGCCUGCGGACCAACAACCGCCGCUGCUGCUACCGCUGCACCAUCUGCGAGAACAACGGCCGCCCCGAGUUCGUCGUGCAAGUCAUCGAGCAGGGCCUGGAGGAUUUGGUCUUCUCCGACUCCUCGCCGCAGGCUGUCUGGAACCGGAUCAUUGAGCCGGUGGCAAUGAUGAGGAAGGAAGCCGACAUGCUGCGACUCUUCCCCGAGUACCUGAAGGGUGAGGAGCUCUUCGGCCUCACGGUGCACGCGGUGUUGCGCAUCGCCGAGUCGGUAGGUCCUGGCGUUGAGAGCUGCCAGAACUACCUGUUCCGCUACGGGCGCCAUCCGCUGAUGGAGCUGCCGCUGAUGAUCAACCCCACCGGUUGCGCCCGCUCCGAGCCCAAGAUCCUCACCCACUACAAGCGGCCCCACACCCUGAACAGCACAAGCAUGUCCAAGGCCUACCAGAGCACGUUCACGGGCGAGACCAACACCCCCUACAGCAAACAGUUCGUGCACUCCAAGUCCUCCCAGUACCGGCGCCUGAAGACAGAGUGGAAGAACAACGUCUACCUGGCGCGGUCCCGCAUCCAGGGGCUGGGGCUCUACGCGGCCAAGGACAUCGAGAAGCAUACCAUGGUCAUCGAAUACAUCGGCACCAUCAUCCGCAACGAGGUGGCCAACCGGCGGGAGAAGAUCUACGAGGAGCAGGGGGGUGUCCCAGGUUGGGGGUGCCCCGGGAUCUGGGGUGUCUCCUCGCUGCUGGCAGGCGCCUCACGCUGCCGGUCCCCAGGGGAGCCCCACCGCGGCGCCUACACCACCUUCAUGAAGUCCCACCGCUGCUACGACCUCAUCCCCACCAGCUCCAAACUGGUCGUCUUCGACACCUCCCUACAGGUGAAGAAGGCUUUCUUCGCGCUGGUCACCAAUGGCGUGCGGGCGGCCCCGCUGUGGGACAGCAAGAAGCAAAGCUUUGUGGGCAUGCUGACCAUCACCGACUUCAUCAACAUCCUGCACCGCUACUACAAGUCACCCAUGGUGCAGAUCUACGAGCUGGAGGAGCACAAAAUAGAGACGUGGAGAG